ACAUUAUUUUCAUAUAAAUAGCAGCGUAAAAUUAAUCAAACUUAACAAACAAACUUCAACUAUUAAAUAACUUACCAAGUUAAACUAAUUGUUAAAUAAUUAAUCAACAUGUUGAUGAAAUUAGCAUUAUUGACCGUGGUGGUUUGCGCCGUUCAGGGCAAUACCGUUAACCGAUUCCUGGCCACCAUUGGCACCGGUGCUAACGAUGCGAACGCAUGCCUGACCACCCUUUUCACGGGCCCCUGUCAACGGGAAAUCAAGCCAACUGAACAGGAGCCAUACUAUUGCUGCGUGUUGUGGGAUGAGCUAGAUUGUUUCAAAGCCAACUACAAGACCGCCUGUACCGCAGCCGAUGCCGCAGAUCUCGAGAAAGUCUGGAAUAACAUUCAGCUGACAAUUUCGGGCACAAUUUACAGCGAGACCUCGUGUACUACUGAUCACUAUGGCGUUGAUCCGAUGCUGCAGAGCUCGAGUAACUAUGGAUUAACAUUGAGUGGACAAUUGCCGGCCAGGUUUACAGCGAGCCCUCGUGUACUACCGUCUAGUAUGCCUUUGAUGCCAACUGUACGGCAGUCGAUGCCGCAGAGCUCGAGUAACUAUGACAUAACAUUCAGAAGACAAUCGCCGGGCAAUACCGUUAACCGAUUGCUGGCCAGCAUUGGCACCGAUGCUAACGAUGCCAACACAUGUUUGGCCACAUUAUUCACCGGUCACUGUCAACGGGAAAUCAAGCCCAGCCAACAGGAGGCCUACUAUUGUUGCGUAUUGUGGGAUCUGCUAGAUUGUUGCAAAGCAAACUACAAGGCCGACUGUACGGCAGCCGAUGCCGCAAAUCUCGAGAAAGUCUGGGAUAACAUUCAGCUGACAAUCGCCGGUCAGGUUUACAGCGAGCCCUCGUGUACUGCCGAUCACUAUGGCGUCGAUGUGAGCAGGGACGUUUGCAAAGUUACUGUGUAAAUGUAGCAUUGUUAAUAAAAAUUCUAUAUUUUCUAUUUUCAAAAUAAA
Messenger RNA from Medioppia subpectinata, 1005 nucleotides. The record is from the annotation of a GenBank genome assembly. Lineage: Eukaryota; Metazoa; Arthropoda; Arachnida; Sarcoptiformes; Oppiidae.